CUGACAGCUAACUUCUUCACUCGGCAAAACUUAAAAACACGAGAAAAGUUGUGGACUACUUUUUCCUCCUAGUCCUACUACACUCCUAGUCUCCUACUACUACAUUACAAUAAUGCAAGCCAUCGUCUUCGUUCAGUCUUCACUCUUAUCUCUCUCUUCACAAAUUAUCUCACAUUUGUGCCAAUUUAUGUUGCAAUCUAAAGCUUAUUUUCCUAAUGUAUGAUGUAUACAUUUCCUAGUCUCCUACUACUACAUUACAAUAAUACAUUUCCUAUCUCUUUCAUUUGAUCAAAUUUUUUUAUCUGGGCUGCCAAAAGUUUUCCCAUUCUUCAUCUCUCAGUCAACAUUAAUCACUUUGAAUUGUUUGUUUUUCCAAAGAUUUUAUUUUUCUACCCACCAAUAACAUUACACUCACAUAUAUUCUUAAUCACAAAUUAAUUACAUGUUUCUCUUGUGAAGCAGUCAAAUCUGUAGGGUUUGAAAGUAAUCCCAUUUCCCAGAUUUUGCUUUUUUACUUCGCUUUUUAUUGGGUCAACAAAUUCCUAUAAUUCUCAAGUCCAAAAUUCCAAACCCAGAAAAAUCUGAAAAAAAAGUAGUUUCAAGAAAAUAAACCCAAUUUCUAUUACUACUUAUAGUUCUCUAAAGUUGGAUAUCUUGCAUUUUUUUCUUGAAUCUUUUUGCUUGAGUAUAGCAGAUUUGGGUUUUAUAUUUCAAAGUUUGCUGCUUUUUAGGGGACUUGUGCACAAACACUUGGUGGGAAUUUCAUAACCAAAUAAAAUAACAUCAUUGGAAAUUUCUGUGUUUAGAUGUCAAUUUCAGGCACACAAAUUCUUCAUAAGCCCACAGUUUUCUCUCUAUAAAUGGUAUGUUUUUCUUAUUGAAUGUACAUCUUGCCUACUUUAGUUGGAAAAUAUGGUAUUUGAAACCAUAGAAUGAUGGAACUAUGAUGUACAAUAGUUUGUCAAUAUACCAUUUAGUUUCCCUCUUGCUUCAGAUUCCUAAUUUCUUCACAUUUCUUGCAUUUUCCUGCCAAUUGUCAUUAUGUAACUGAAUAUUUUGUUUCAGAUACUACAAAUUAGUGAAAAACUGAAAACUACCCAGUGUGAAUCCCAAAUUAAAUUGUGUCUGACUUCCAAAAUGCUCAAUAAAUGCAUUUUUUGUGGUAGUUCAGCCCUACCCCUACUACUUUGCUUAUAUUUUGUAUCAGUUCUGCUGUCAGUGGUUGUAUCUGAAAUUGUUCUGGGCUCAAAGCUUUCUGUUACUGAAAAUAAAUUGUGGGUUUCAUCCAAUGGGGAUUUUGCUUUGGGUUAUUUCAACAAUCCAGAUCAUCCUAAUCAAUAUAUUCUAGGAAUUCGCUUCGAUUCGGAUUCUAUACCAGUUGAUAAGCAAGUCAUAGUUUGGGUUGCUGGUGCAGAGCUUACUGUUAGUAAUCAAUCCUAUUUUCAGCUCACACAGGAGGGAGGACUAGUUUUAUUUGAUUCCUCGAAUGGCGGAGUUGUAUGGACGAGUGACACUUCUGGGAAAUCUGUUUCUUCUGCAUUGCUCCAGGAUGAUGGAAAUUUGGUUAUUUUGGAUGGAAACAAGGAUGUGGUGUGGCAAAGCUUCGAUACACCGUCUGAUACCCUUUUGCCAGGACAAAAUUUAUCGGUCCACAAAAUGCUUCGUGCUCAGAGUAGAAGCUCAGUUUCGAGUUACUAUAGUCUAUACAUGAGUGAGUUGGGGAAGCUGGAGCUGAGGUGGGAAACCAGUGUGAUAUACUGGGUAAGUGGAACCCCUUCAAAUGUUUCACUUAGGGCUUCUCUUAGCUCCAAUGGCUCUUUCCAACUUCUUGAUGAAAGAUCUGAAGCUUUUUGGUCUGUAUUCGCGGAAGAUCACAAUGACAAUGUGAAGUUCCGGUUUCUUAGGUUAGAUGUUGAUGGGAAUCUUCGAGUCUACUCAUGGGAUGAAGAUUCAGUAUCAUGGAGAUCGGUGUGGCAAGCUGUUGAGAAUCAGUGUAAUGUUUUUGCAACAUGUGGUGAUCAUGGGGUAUGCUCCUUUGGCAAAUCUGGCCUUGCUAUAUGCAAAUGCCCAUUUAGAUUAACAAUGGAGUCUAACUCGAAGUGUUUGGCGCCCUUUGAGCAGAGCUGUGAUACUAGAGUUAGUAUGGUGGGAUACAAGCACACUUCACUUUAUGGGAUUUACCCGCCAAAUGAUUCAGUCAUCAUAACCAGUUUAGACUCUUGCCGGAGUUUGUGCAAGAAAGAUCCGCUGUGUACAGCUGUGACAUACUUGAAUGAUGGAACUGCACAGUGUCGGAUCAAGAAAACUCAGUAUAUUACUGGUUAUAUUGACCCAUCUCUGAGUUCGAUAUCCUUUGUUAAGACAUGUAUGGAUCCCUUAGCAGUUCUUCCUAACACAUCCCCUGCUGCUGCUUCUCCUUCGUCACCCUCUCUUUCUUCCUCCAAACCUAAGAAGUCUUAUAGAUUGCCAAUCCGUUUUCUGAUCGAUGCAGUUCUGUUUGGCUUCUGUGCGUUUAUUGUGCUUCAGAUAGCUGUUGGAAUAUGGGUCUACAAAUGGAGAGUAGCAAUUGUCAGGAAGCAAGCUAGUUCACCUUAUAAUGGUCUAAUAUCUGCUGGCUUGGUCAGAUGGACAUAUGCAGAAAUCAAGGAGGUAACUCAAAACUUCAAGGAUCAAUUAGGGCCACACUCUUUUAAAGCCUUGCUUCAGAAAAACCAACCUGCUUUAGUCAAGAAACUAGAUACACAAAUCGAAGAUAGGAGAUUUAGAUCUAUAGUUUCAAUCAUUGGAGGCAUUUCUCAUAAGAAUUUGGUGAAGCUGGAGGGUUACUGUUGUGAGUCAGGACACAGAUGUUUGGUCUACGAGUUUCUAAAGAACGGCUCAUUAGAAGAGUUCAUGUGUGAUCUCGAGUCAUGCAAAAGGCUUACUUGGAGAAAUAGAAUGUUAAUAUGUCUUGGUGUUGCAAAAGCCAUUUCUUAUCUGCAUACAGAAUGUAGGGAUUUUGUAAGCCACGGGAAUUUGAAAUGUGGAAAUGUAAUGUUGAAUGAAAACUUGGAAGCUAAGGUCACAGAAUUUGGCUUGCAAAAACUAGAUGGCAUUGACACUUAUGCAGAGAAAGAUGUGGAAGACUUUGGUAAGAUAGUACUCUAUCUCUUAAGUGGGCGCCAAAGUAGUCAUGAAGAUGUUUGUGAGUGGUCUUACAACAAAUGGGUUAGUGGUUACGGAUGGAGGGUUGUGGAUAAGAGGAUUGAAGGUGAAGUAGAGUUUGAAGAACUAGAGCGCGCCCUUAGAAUCGCGUUCUGGUGUUUGCAAUUCGAUGAAAGAAUGAGACCGUCAAUGGGUGAAGUUGUGAAUGUUCUAGAGGGUACAUUAACAGUUGAACCCCCGCCGCCUCCAUUUCACUCGAGAACUUUACAGGAAGACAGAUUAACAGGAGCAGAACUAGCUUGAAGAUUUUAAUCCUGCCCAUGCAUAACAGUACUAACUUAAUGGUAAGAAUUCUGUAGAAUUUUGAAGGGAUAGAUGGGUUUGUAAAGCUUUUGACCUCACAUUAGGGCAUGCAAAUGUUUUCUUUGCAUUUAGUUGAGGAAAAGACUGACAGUAUGCUUGUCAAAUUGUCACUUAUGUAUGGCAAACAUUUCUAUACAGCUCUGAUUCUUACUAUCUAAAUUUUGAGUUGCUAAAUCCAAUUAUUUCAUAUUGUAUUUCAGA
Messenger RNA from Beta vulgaris subsp. vulgaris (sugar beet), 3708 nucleotides. RefSeq names its product G-type lectin S-receptor-like serine/threonine-protein kinase SD3-1. The coding region runs from base 1138 to 3447 and encodes 769 amino acids. The record is from RefSeq and is a predicted model, not a curated record. NCBI's taxonomy places the organism in Eukaryota, Viridiplantae, Streptophyta, Magnoliopsida, Caryophyllales, Amaranthaceae. The transcript has a single exon. Gene Ontology annotation, molecular function: protein serine/threonine kinase activity; ATP binding. Gene Ontology annotation, biological process: recognition of pollen; protein phosphorylation.